GGACUUGUCUCGAAAUCCAUUAAAAAGAUUCCGUUUGGAUCGUAAAUCUAAUUUUGAUCGAAUAUAAAAGAAUACGAUCGCUUUUUUAGAUGUUAUUUUUCAUUUUUAUCAUUUACAAUGAAUUUCGAUCAAAAAGUUAAACAAAAUGAGCAACCUCCUCUUGAUUGUCUUGAAGAUCUUAUGGCUCAUGUAACAACGGCGAUUCGGAUUAUAAAUUUGGGGUUGUCUAUUUAUAUUAUUUAUUUGUGUUUUCCCGUUCCUGAAGAUGGAUUAAGUUUAACAACUUGGCAUGUGCUUUUAUAUACAAUUGGGUGGACAUUUUUAAUGGUGGAAGGAAUAUUUUUUGUACCAAAAGAAAAUAUUUGUACAAGCCGACUUUCUCAACCAACAAGAGUAUUAAUUCAUUGGUUGGUUUUGGUGGUUGCAACAGGAUUUAUAAUCGCAGGAUUUACCGUGAUUGUUGUGCAAGCUGCUGAUAGGGGUAGUGAUCAUUUUAGUACUAACCACGGUUUACCGGGGGCGGUAGCUACAAUUUUAGCUUAUGUUUGUUGCAUAAAUGGAAUUCCUGCUGUUUUCGCAGGAAAGCUUCGCAAAAUCAUCAAGCCGAAUAUAAACAAGCUGUUCCAUGCUUUGGUUGGAAUCGCAGCUGUGUUAAGCGGAGCUGUUGCCACUGUAACUGGUUUUUAUACGGGGUGGUUCAGAAAUAGAUCGACUCCGACGAUGCAAAACGUUUGUUAUGUCGUUUUAGUCAUAAUUACGUGUUGGUUGUUGUUAAAGCCUGUUAUUAAUUCUUUGGUUAGAAUAAAAAGUUUUUGUUCUUCAUAA
Messenger RNA from Onthophagus taurus, 825 nucleotides. RefSeq names its product transmembrane reductase CYB561D2-like. Gene Ontology annotation, molecular function: transmembrane monodehydroascorbate reductase activity. The record is from RefSeq and is a predicted model, not a curated record. Lineage: Eukaryota; Metazoa; Arthropoda; Insecta; Coleoptera; Scarabaeidae.